Messenger RNA from Paramisgurnus dabryanus, 2174 nucleotides. RefSeq names its product 2,4-dienoyl CoA reductase 2, peroxisomal (gene decr2). NCBI's taxonomy places the organism in Eukaryota, Metazoa, Chordata, Actinopteri, Cypriniformes, Cobitidae. Gene Ontology annotation, cellular component: peroxisome. Gene Ontology annotation, biological process: fatty acid catabolic process. Gene Ontology annotation, molecular function: 2,4-dienoyl-CoA reductase (NADPH) activity. The record is from RefSeq and is a predicted model, not a curated record.
GCAUGACGUCACACGCUUCCCGCAGCCAGGUAGCGAAGUCCAGCGUGCAGAAUGAACACAACUCUCGCAUAAACGUCACGAAUCUCUCUAGUAAACGGAUUCACAAGCUGGUAUUUUGAGUAACGUUAAAAUCAUGGCAGAGAAACCUCAGCUGGUCAAUGAUUCACCAGAAGAUGUUCAGACUGAUGACUGCAUGAGCUCAUACACGCAUAUCUACAGUCCUGAUCUGCUCAGUGGUCAGGUGGCGUUUAUAACUGGUGGUGGAUCAGGUAUUGGUUUCAGAACUGCAGAGGUUCUGAUGAGACAUGGUUGUGACACUGUCAUUGCGAGUAGAAACCUGGAAAAACUCUCUGAGGCAGCAAAGAAGUUGUCCAGUGGCACAAACAGACGCUGUUUGCCUUUAGCAAUGGAUGUCCGUCAGCCAGAGACCAUUUCUACUGCCGUGGACGAAACCCUGAAGGAAUUUGGACGCAUUGACAUACUUAUUAACAAUGCAGCAGGUAAUUUCCUAUGCCCUGCUACAUCACUGUCCUUUAAUGCAUUUAAAACAGUAAUGGAGAUUGACACCAUGGGAACUUUCAACACCAGUAAAAUGGUAUAUGACAAAUGGUUCAAGGACCAUGGAGGCUCAAUCGUGAACAUUUCUGCCACACUGGGGUACAGAGGUCAGGCCCUCCAAGUGCAUGCUGGGUCAGCAAAGGCAGCGAAUGAUGCCAUGACACGACACUUGGCAGUAGAGUGGGGCCCCAGUGGUGUGAGGGUGAACACGGUUGCACCGGGUCCCAUCUCUGGCACAGAGGGAUACCGUAGACUGGGUGGUACUCAUGCUGAGGCGGCAGGAGCGUUCCAUAGCAUCCCUUUGCAAAGAGCCGGCAAUAAGACUGAGAUGGCGCAUGCGGUUCUUUUCCUGGCCAGCCGUGCCGCUUCAUACGUCACUGGGGCUAUACUGGUCGCUGACGGAGGGGCGUGGCUUACCUCGGCCAAUGAUGUGGAACGGCUGCUGGGUAUAAUCUCAUCUCGCUCUGCAAAACUUUGAAAAGUCAGCACCGCACGCAGGUGUUUGGUCCGCAGAAAAAAGAAAGGAUAAAUAGCUCGACCAGAAUGGAUGGAUAAACCGACUGACCAGAUCAUUUGCACAUUUCAUAAAAUACACAAGGACCAUCAAUCAGCCGUACAUGAUUAAUAUGGUUUAUUAAGUAUUGUUAGUCUAUCAAACACAAACAAGUCAACUUUUAUCAGCAUAGCACACUGCAAAAAAUGAUUUAAGAAAAAAAUUCUUAGUAUUUUUGUCUUGUUUUAAGUAAACAUUCUUAAAUUAAGAUGCUUUUUCUUGAUGAGCAAAACAACCCAAGAAAAUAAGUCUAGUUUUUAGACCAAAAAUAUCAAAUUUAAGUGAUUUUGUGCAUAAAACAAACAAAAAAAUCUGCCAAUGGGGUAAGCUAAUUUUUCUUGAAUUUUUCUUGAAUUAAGUGUUUAAGAAAAAUGUGUAAGAUUUUUCUGCUUACCCCAUUGGCAGAUUUUUUGCUUGUUUUAUGCACAUUUUUUGCUUGUUUAGACUUAUUGCUCAUUAAGAAAAAGCAUCUUAAUUUAAGAAUUUUUAGAUAUUUUUACUGAAAACAAGAAAAAUACUAAGGAAUUUUUUUCUUAAAUCAUUUUUUGCAGUGUAACAUUUAUUGAAAAAAAAAUCAUAUCAGCAGAUACCCUUGAAAUGUGCAUUUCCACCUGCCAAAUGAGUCAACAUCAUUUCAUUAAAGGUAUUAAAGGGACAGUUCACCCAAAAAUGAAAAUUCUGUCAUCAUUUACUCACUUUCAUGUUGUUAUAAACCUGUAUAAAUGUCUUUGUUCUGAUAAACACAAAGGAAGAUAUUUUGAGAAAUCUUUGUAACCAAGCCAUUUGUGACCCCCAUUCACUUCCAAAGUAGGAAAAAGAAUACUUUGGAAGUGAAUGGGGAUCAUGAACUGUUUGGUAAACGAAUUUUCAUUUUUGGGUGAACUAUCCCUUUAACUAAGUCCACUUCAGUAGUGACAAUUUCCUGUUUAACCAUACUUUCAAAAAUAUGUGAUAAUAAUUUUAUUAGUUUAUUUUUUAUUUUCCCCCACAAAUAAUUGUAUUCACAUAUACGCUGUAAUAAAUCGUUUUGUAAUAAUAAAUGAUUUUACCGUUUUCCAGUCUA